AUGGUUCGGACCGUGAGGCAAGGUGGUGGAAGAAGAGCAAGAACGGGUGGCGGUGGCGGUUGCAGUGGUGGUGGCGACGAUGGUGGUGGAACACAGGGGAAGGAGGCGGCCAGAGUUUUAGGUGGGGGGUCCACGGUCCCCCCCGGCUCAAUACGCAAGGAGGCUUCUCGAAGUCCUCGCGGCGCCGUUGGCGGUUGCAGCACCCCCGGCAGUAGAGUGGAUCCCUGGUGGAACCCUGGUCCCCUCUUCCCCUCGACCCCUGGGCCCCCAAGGAUCGACGAGGGGGCACCGGACAACAACGGGAACGGUGGUUUUCAGUUCUGCGGUCCGGCGAAUCGCAACGCGAAUAGCCCUUCGUCCCAGCAACAGCACCAGCAUCAGCCGAUUCAACGGCAGCAACCACAGCACCAACAGAAUCAGUCGAACGGCUCGAGGAACAUCUGCACGAGCUACGGUAUCGCGUCGACCGCGUCCUCUUCGUGCUCGUCGUCGAGCCUCGGUCACGUGAACACGAUAGCGCGAGGAACUGAUGCCGUAGGCUCGUCGUCCGGCGCGUACGGCAUCGCCUCGUCGUCACCGGAACCUUCCUCGGCGAGCAAUCUGAUCCUAUCCGCGCUCCUGACGACCACGUCUUCGGCAACAAGCAACAACAUCAGAACCGUCCCAUCGAACGCGGUUCACGGCAACAACGCGUUGCCGUCCGCGACGUCUCUCAGCUCCACGUACGCGAGGAAUAUCAACCACGGCGGCGCGGUAGCGUCCGCUGACUCGUUGAACGGAAUCCUGUCGUCCCUAAACGUACGGAUCAAAACGGAGGAGUACCCGAAAAUACGAUCAGAGGAGCGAAGACCGGCAAACGCGUCGUCGUCGCUGUCUUCGUCCUCCGCGUCCGCGUUCAACGCCUCCCUGCUUAGCUCCCUGUUAUCCACGUCGCGGAUCUCGUCCGGGCAGUGCCGAAACGACAGUGACGAGGACAUCCUGUCGAGGUCCUGCAUCAAGCUCGAGUAUCCGUCCACAGACGAAACGCAGCAGCCGAGCCAGGAACAACCGGAGGAGCGAACGGUGGUGCGCAACAUCAAGGUCGAAUAUCCGCUUAGCCAAUCGUCCCAAGACGUUCUGGAUACCGAAGAGGAGGAGCUAGCCGCGACGUCGCCGUACGAUAUCAUCAGCGGGACCCCGAGCAGGUGUUUGCCGAAGCAGUCGGCCUGCGGCGGAAAGACCCAGCCGGGCUCGUUGGUCAAGGACGUCGUGGUGCCGCCUUGUCAGGGCGUCGUCUCGCCAACCUCGGACAUCGUGAUCGACAUGAAGUACGAGACCCAGUCAGGCCCACCGGCGGCACCUCCGCACUUGACGUCCUCCGGGGUCGAGCCACCGCAUAGUAGUCAGGGGACUGGAAUAGUCGUCGGUGGAUCGCCGGCGGAGGUCGUCGGCGUGGACAGCUUGCUCUUGUCGCCAUGGGGAACGACCGGUCCGGAUUUCCUCGAGCCACCCGAUGUCAAGCAAACGGCAGCUGGUCUGCAGGAUGCGUGGGACACACUUCUACUCGGCUCGUCGGUCGGCGUAGCCUCGGCUCAGUCGUUGGCGGAGCUGAAGCCUUUGCCACCGUUUACUGGCUACACAGGACAUCUCAGUAUCAACGGCAUACCCGGUCACCAUUAUCACACGAUAGCAUCGUCGGCGCAGCGACCAUCGUUACCCUCCUCCUCUCCCACGUCAUCCUCCAAUCAGGAGUACUACGAAUCGCCCGUCGUAUCCUCGAGCACACCCUGUCCGCAGGGUAGCCAGAAGCAACAGCAACAGCAUCACCAACACCAACAGCAGCAACAACAGCAGCAACAACAACACCAUCAUCACCAGCAACAGCUACCGCAGUCCACGCAGCAGGUCGAGUACGAUAUCGAGGACAUCGCGGAGAUCAUCGGCUCGGCGAUAGCGGACACGACGGUCCCCGGUGGCGGAAACGGAGCUGGCUCGGAACACGACCCGGACGCGUCGCGCGACUGGAUAGACAUCGCCGAAUGGAUCGACACCGCGUGUUCACCGAAGGCGCAGGAAACUACAUCGCCUAGCCCGUACUCGCAGAUAUACGCGACAGCCACGCCGUCCACUCAGGCACAGCAACAUGGAUCUACCUUGCAGAGUCUGCUGACACACGGGUACGCGCCGCUGUUGAACGCCAGGUUGCAGUCAGCCAACGCGGGCCUCCAAAACGCGUCGUGCGGCGAGACACCUUCAUCCACAAGUCCCUAUCCGCCUGUCAGUCCGCCGGGCAGGGUGUCCACCUCGUGCAGCCCGGAUCACCUGUUGCACUCGUCGUUCGCGGCUCCCUCGCACCCCAGGAAGAGGUCGCGGCCCGCGCCAGGCUCUCAGAAUCCUUCAAAGAAGAGUCCGGGAACUGGUGCUACGGCGCUACCCUACGGCACGGAAUCUGGCCUGAUCGGUGGCAAAGAAAAGCCAGUACACAGAUGUUCGAUCUGCAACCGGGGAUUCCUGAAUAAGAGCAACAUCAAGGUGCACCUGAGGACCCACACCGGCGAGAAACCGUUCAGGUGCGACGUGUGCGGCAAGGCGUUCAGGCAAAAGGCGCACCUGAUCAAACACCAACAGAUCCACAAGAGGAUCGGCAGGGACUAA
Messenger RNA from Nomia melanderi (Alkali bee), 2634 nucleotides. RefSeq names its product zinc finger protein ichor (gene ich). Gene Ontology annotation, molecular function: DNA-binding transcription factor activity, RNA polymerase II-specific; RNA polymerase II transcription regulatory region sequence-specific DNA binding. The record is from RefSeq and is a predicted model, not a curated record. Gene Ontology annotation, biological process: regulation of transcription by RNA polymerase II; embryonic hindgut morphogenesis; embryonic pattern specification. NCBI's taxonomy places the organism in Eukaryota, Metazoa, Arthropoda, Insecta, Hymenoptera, Halictidae. Gene Ontology annotation, cellular component: nucleus.